AUGAAGAAAUGUGGAUUCUUGUCUAGCUCCUACGAGGUGUUUUUUGCCAAUACGCAGUGGACCUGGAAACGAGACGGCGCAAUGACAAGUAACCUCAAGCUUGUCGAUCAGAGGGACCAGACCCUGGCAACGUUUGAUAAUGCCUCGUGGUCGCUCAAGAAGCUGGGUACGUUAACAAUCUGGGGAGAGCCACCACUGCAUGUACUCGACGCUAUCAUUGUAUCGGGAUUGGGAAGGAUUGAAUAUCAGAGGAGGGCGCAAAAGACGCAUUCAGGGGCGAUUCUUGCACAGGCCAGUUGA
Messenger RNA from Aspergillus pseudoviridinutans, 300 nucleotides. RefSeq lists its product as uncharacterized. The record is from RefSeq and is a predicted model, not a curated record. Bases 1 to 300 code for a protein of 99 amino acids. NCBI's taxonomy places the organism in Eukaryota, Fungi, Ascomycota, Eurotiomycetes, Eurotiales, Aspergillaceae. The transcript has a single exon.